AUGAUGCCGUUCAUAUUGUUGUGGAGCAAUUCACACAAUCCACGAAUGAUUUUUACGCAUUCAAAAUGGCAGGUUGUUUUUUUCAUCCUCUGCUUGUACGGAAUGGACGUCGUUUAUUGCAAUGUGAGAUAUUCCAUCCCGGAGGAAAUGCCGGAGGGAUCAUUCGUUGGAAACAUCGCCAAGGAUCUUGGAAUAGAGAUAAGUAGACUGAUAUCUGGAAAAGCUCGUGUUGUAACAAAGAGUGGACGACAGUAUGUCGACCUGAGCAGAGACAAAGGGACUCUAGUAGUUAAAGAAAGGAUAGAUCGCGAGGAGCUCUGUAAGCAAACGACGCCGUGUAGCUUCAGUUUUGAUCUCAUCGUUGAAAACCCAAUCCAGCUGCAUCGAGUUACGGUUGAGGUACAAGACAUCAACGAUAAUGCUCCCUUAUUUCCGAAAGAAAGUGUUAAUUUAGAAAUAAGCGAAAACGCAGUUUUAGGUGCUCGCUUUCCUUUGGAUCGCGCCAUGGAUACAGAUGUAGGUCUAAAUGGAAUACAGAGCUAUAAACUACACCCAACUGACAAUUUUAAACUGGAGGUGCACAGUCUGACUGAUGGAAAUAAAUACAUUGAGAUGAUUUUACAACGAGAACUAGAUCGAGAGGAGCGUGAUGAGAUUAAAUUGGUUCUUCUGGCAACUGAUGGUGGAUCACCUCAGAAAUCAGGCACUGUAAAAAUACACGUUACUAUUCUUGACGCUAAUGACAAUGCCCCGGUGUGUAAACAGUCAGUAUUUAAAACUGAGGUGAGAGAAAAUUCACCUGCUGGUACUGUCAUGGGUACUGUUAGCGCUGCAGAUGCCGAUGAAGGUGUUAAUGGCCAUGUUUCCUAUUACUUUGCUCUUGCUAACAAAGAAGAAAGAGAACUAUUUAAUAUAAACUCAGAAACAGGCGAGGUUACACUUCUUGCUCAUUUGGAUUACGAAUCUCAAAAUAGUUACCAAUUAAACAUUAAUGCAAGAGAUAAAGGAGGGUUGUCAGACACUUGUAAAAUUGUUAUAGAUGUAACUGAUGAAAAUGAUAACCCUCCAACUAUACAGCUGAUGUCCUUCUCAAACACUAUUGCUGAAAAUUCUCCAGUGGGAACAACAGUAGCUGUUAUUAAUGUAGAAGAUGCGGAUUCGGGCAAAAAUGGCCUUGUUCAUUUCUCAAUAAAUCAAAAUAUUCCUUUUAAAAUAGAGUCAACAUUCUCAGAAUAUUACAGUUUGAUAACUGAUGAUAUGCUUGAUCGAGAAACUGUUACUGAAUAUAACAUAACGAUCUUGGUAUCGGACCAAGGAAGUCCAGCGCGACACUCUAACAAAACACUUAAUGUUAAAAUAUCAGAUGUCAAUGAUAACCCGCCCAAAUUCGGCUCAGAUGAAUAUAAAACAUUUGUUAAUGAAAAUAAUUCCCCUGGCGUGACUAUACUGACUGUUAAAGCAAAUGAUGCUGACUGGGGUCCCAACGCGCAGUUAUCUUACUUCCUGAAGGAUGAAGAUAUACGCGGUGCACCGCUAAGUUCACUCGUGUCUGUAGAUGCUCUUACUGGAACGGUUCAUGCUGUAAAAUCUUUUGAUUUUGAACAGUUAAAAUCGUUUUCUUUUAACGUGACAGCUCGAGAUGGAGGAUCCCCGCCACUGAGCUCUGAAGUAACAAUAACCAUCAAUAUUCAAGACCAGAAUGACAACGCUCCUCAGGUUCUGUAUCCAGUACAGACUGGCGCUUCAGUGGUGGCUGAGAUUGUGCCUCGUGCUGUAGAUGUUGGAUACCUGGUCACUAAAGUGGUGGCUGUGGAUGUGGACUCUGGUCAGAAUGCCUGGCUCUCCUAUAAACUCCAGAAAGCUCCAGACAGAGCGCUGUUUGAAGUGGGUUUACAGAAUGGAGAAAUAAGAACUGUGCGACAAGUCACUGAUAAAGAUGCUGUCAAACAAAAACUCACUGUUGUUGUGGAGGAUAACGGACAGCCCUCUCGCUCAGCUGUGGUCUCCAUUAACGUGGCUGUGGCUGACAGCUUUCCCGAAGUGCUGUCAGAGUUCACAGACAUUACGCAUGAGAAACAAUAUAACGACAGCUUAACUUUUUAUUUAGUUCUGGCUCUGGCCGCUGUUUCUUUCCUAUUCAUCACUUGUGUGGUUGUGAUAAUAUCAGUUAAAAUCUACAGAUGGAGACAAUCUCGCUUCCUCUAUCAGUCCAAUCUGCCUGUUAUUCCGUAUUAUCCACCGCAUUACGCAGACACAGGAGUCACUGGAACUCUGCCGCACGGCUAUAAUUAUGAAGUGUGCAUGACGACUGACUCGAGGAAGAGUGACUGUAAGUUUUCUACACUCGGGGGUCAGAGUGUUUUAGUGGUGGACCCCAGUUUCACUGAGACGAUGCAGCGCGCAAUGAAGGAAAAGAACAUUCUUGAAAACUCUGAACUGCACGAAAUGCAAAAGCCACCUAAUACUGACUGGCGAUUUCCCCCAAACCAGAGGCCUGGACCCAGCGGGGCUGGAGCACGUCCUGAAGAGGCAGGUGCCGGUGCUGGUGUGAUAGCAGGAACAGGACCAUGGCCCAACCCCCCUACUGAGGCUGAACAGCUCCAGGCUAUGAUGGCAGCAGCAAACGCAAGUGAAGCCACUGCGACUCUUGGCCCUCGCUACAAUCUACAGUAUGGCCCGGAUUACCGUCAGAACGUCUACAUCCCAGGCAGCACUGCCACCCUUACAGCCAACCCUCAGCAACAGGUUCUCCAGCAGGCCCUUCCUCCACCACAGGCCCUUCCACCUACCGAAGCCCCCAAAGCGGCUCAAACACCAGCCAGUAAGAAGAAACCCACAAAGAAAGACAAGAAGUAAGACCUGUGGAAUAGCUGAAGAAACAUGUUGCCGGGAAUCUAAACAUCUAUCCUCUCAAACCAUGUUGGGUUUGGAUGAAGAUUUAAAAAGAAAAAAGUGAAUAGUAUUACUUGUUUUAGCGUUAACAUGAGACAAUAAGCAACCAAACAAGAGGAAAUGUGUUCAGAUUCCCGAAGCCAUUUCUCUGACAGAUAUCUCUGUCUUGUAAAUAGCAUACUAAAACAAGAAGAAACACAUUUCUUCUUUUUAUUUUUUCCCUCAAAUGUCACGUUUUAGGCUUUUUGUGUUCUUUUCAAAGCAAAGUAGAUGCUUAUUGUGGAUACAAAAUGAAACGCUGUUAGGCUUUUUAACAUGAUGUGCCACAACUCUCACCUUAACUGAAGAAAGGAGUAUUGAGCUGAACUAUGCAUUGCAAAGGAGAUACAAAAGGUGAACGUAUAUAUAAAGUGUUUUCCAGGUGAGAUAAUACAUGUAUAUUUGCGUAAAAAAAUCUGACGGUGAGACACUGGAUUGUCGGCAUGGUGUUUAAAAAUAGAUUCAGUCUUCUCAUUAACUUCUUAAUAGCCAGUUAAGCAGAGCUGAAUGUUAGGUUAAUGACGUUUGACUAUUCUUUGUUAUUAUUUCCUGUUGGCGUGCUAAAGAAUCCUCUGGAAAUGAAGUAAUGUAAACAGUGUUUUUUUGAUGCUGAGAAAAGAUAAUCACAGCCUUUGUAAGGUCAAUGAUUUGGGUCAAAGGAAGAAGAUCUAAAGAAGGAAACAGCAGAAAUGUGCUUGAAUGGAUCUUAGAUGGAAGGAUUUCAUGUCUGUUCAUCUGCACCUACCACCACUAUCGUGUAUAUAAAAUGUGUAACCUGUCUGUACAAACAUUAGAGCCACAAGGGCUGGCUGUUACAGGAAUGUUUCAGUAUUUUUUACAAAAAAAAGCAACAAAAAAAGACACUAGAAAAAAAAAAGAUCCAGUGUAGUGUUUUAGGAAUAAAAGCUUCAAGUCCAUCGACUAACCAAACUGUACAUACUACGAAACUUCUGAUGACACGCAAUCGUAGCUUAAGGCUUGUGGAGUAUGUGCAUAUUUUUGUGUUUUCCCCCUCUUGAUUACACUUUACUUUCCUCUUCUCCAAUCACCUAAACCUUUGAAAGAUAACAGACAAUACUUAUACUGUCUUUGCUAUAGAGUAACACCCUUUCCUAUCUUACUGUACUUUUCUGUGCUUGUAAUUCCAAUCAGUCCUUAAUGAUACUGGAAUGCCACUCCUGUCUGUUUGACUUUGAAUAUCUAUCUAUCUAUAUAUAUAUAAAUGUCUGUCUGCUGCUUGGCUACUUUUUCUGUAUUUGACUGUGAUUCCUUUAAAGAAACGCUUAGCACCUCAUGUUACUCUUUUUAUUUUAUAAUCUACUAUUUAUAUCGCUGUUUGAUUUAUGUUUUACUUUAUUAUUGGAACACUUACAUUUGAAAUAAAAUUUUGUCAGAACUC
This is a messenger RNA of Danio rerio (zebrafish), 4330 nucleotides long. RefSeq names its product protocadherin 1 gamma 5 (gene pcdh1g5). Gene Ontology annotation, biological process: cell adhesion; anatomical structure morphogenesis; homophilic cell-cell adhesion. NCBI's taxonomy places the organism in Eukaryota, Metazoa, Chordata, Actinopteri, Cypriniformes, Danionidae. Gene Ontology annotation, cellular component: plasma membrane; membrane. Gene Ontology annotation, molecular function: calcium ion binding. The record is from RefSeq and is marked validated.